AUGGCUCAGUUCCUAUUCUCAUUAGAUAUAAUCUCCCAGGUCGUAAAUAUCGUCAAUUUACGAGAAAAAAUUAGAGGAAAAUUGAACCAACUGAGAAGACAACUAUCUUUGCAAACAACUCCAGCUGCCUUGGAACAAUUUACGGACUUGGUUUUAACUACAAUCCAAGAUAUUUGUCAAGAUCUUCUUCCAAGGAAAACAAAUAAAAAAAACUUUCAGCUCUCCAUUGGUGGAACGGUAGUCGCACUAUCUAGUCAUGCCAUAGCUACCACUAUUUCUAAAAUAGUGCAACGAUCAAAAGAAAAUGUUAUUUGCCGAGAGAAAAUUCUUUCAUUGUCAGUUCCUCCAGAUAUCAUCAUGAAUGAGAGCAGUACAGACAUCACAGCGCGAGAAGGAACAAAUGUCACCCUUCUUUGCAAAGCAAAAGGAUAUCCAAGUCCUAACAUAUCCUGGAGGAGGGAAGACAACCAGCCUAUUCCUCUUGGCACAUGGCAUGGCAAGAAAUUACUUGCGACAAAUUUCGACGGGGAUCAAUUGAACAUCAGCCGUGUCAGCAGGCUUCACAUGGGUGCUUACCUCUGCAUAGCAUCUAAUGGCGUGCCUCCGUCUGUCAGCAGAAGGAUACUUUUACACGUGAAUUUUCCGCCAGUCAUGUGGAUACCGAACCAAUUAGUCGGCGCACCGCUGGCUAAAGAUGUCACGCUUGAUUGCCACACAGAAGCAUACCCAGCGUCCAUAAAUUACUGGGCAAAAGACGGUGGGGACAUGAUUAUAAACGACGCCAAGUACGAGACAUCCAUCAAAGAGAAGAAUUACAAGAUACAUAUGAGAUUGGCGAUCAAGAACUUGGAGGAACAUGACUUCGGAACUUAUAAAUGCUUUGCCGAGAACUCUCUCGGAUCGACUGAAGGAUCCAUUCGUCUUUAUGAAAUUCCCCCUCCCACGAGCGAACCUACGAAAGACACAGCUGCUAUUCGAAGGCAAAGUGUAGAAGAAUAUGUUGUGUUUCCAAGACAUCAGAGUCUGGGAUCUGUUAAGAACUCUGACAAAGAAACCGAAUCUGUAGAGGAAGAGCAAAGCAAAAUUCCAGUAACAGGUACUGAUGCCAACCCUCUUUCACCCACUACCGAAGCAAGGAAUGAAAAAAGAAGAGAUUGACAGCCCACCAGCAGUUGGCGCAUAUAUAUUCCACGAGGGACCUGCAAAGUAUUGAGUCGAUGAAGAUUGUUGACGAAGGAAUGCAAAAUGCUGAAUUCCUCUGUUUCGAUUCAGUGAAGCUAUUCUACCUUUUUUGGAGAUUUUGGUUCUAAGGUUUAGCUCGUCGAAUGUUGCUUUUAUUUCCUUUGAAAAUAUAUAUUUUCUCCUUUCGGAAAAAAGUCAUUAUUCUACUCAGUAUUUUAGCUUCUAAUACUUUUAUGUUAAUUUUGUUCAUAUACUUUUAUUAAAGUUACCUUUCAAAAUUUAUGAGUUAAA
Stegodyphus dumicola is the source of this 1473-nucleotide messenger RNA. RefSeq names its product lachesin-like. Gene Ontology annotation, cellular component: neuron projection. The record is from RefSeq and is a predicted model, not a curated record. NCBI's taxonomy places the organism in Eukaryota, Metazoa, Arthropoda, Arachnida, Araneae, Eresidae.